This is a messenger RNA of Pungitius pungitius (ninespine stickleback), 1710 nucleotides long. It is a transcript of the gene barhl1a, whose product is annotated as BarH-like homeobox 1a. The transcript has 4 exons. The coding region runs from base 916 to 1710 and encodes 264 amino acids. The record is from RefSeq and is a predicted model, not a curated record. Lineage: Eukaryota; Metazoa; Chordata; Actinopteri; Perciformes; Gasterosteidae. Gene Ontology annotation, biological process: regulation of DNA-templated transcription. Gene Ontology annotation, molecular function: DNA binding; DNA-binding transcription factor activity, RNA polymerase II-specific.
CACACGCUGUCUCACACACUGUCCCACACACCGUCUCACACGCUGUCCCACACACCGUCUCACACGCUGUCUCACACACUGUCUCACACACUGUCCCACACACUGUCUCACACACUGUCCCACACACCGUCCCACACACUGUCCCACACGCCGUCUCACACGCUGUCCCACACACCGUCUCACACGCUGUCCCACACACCGUCUCACACGCUGUCUCACACACUGUCUCACACACUGUCCCACACACCGUCCCACACACUGUCCCACACGCCGUCUCACACGCUGUCCCACACACCGUCUCACACACUGUGCUCAAAACCUCUGGAACUCCUUGGAGGCGGUUGGAGAACUUUCCACAUGACUCCCUGGUGAAGCUGUUUGAAUGAAGGCCAAGAGGGUCAAAGCCGUCAUCAAAGCAGCAGAAGGUCCAAAGUAUUCUGGUUCAUUUAGUAUGUGUCCCUUCAUAGUUCUGAUGUCUUCAAUAGUAAUCUACAAUGUCAAUAAAAUAAAGUAAAAACAUUCAAUGAGAAGGUGUGUCCAAACGUUCAGAUUGAGUCAUUAGACAUUAGUGAUGUGCAUUAAUGAGAUCUGAACGAGACAGAGAGGAGCUCUGUGUGUCCUGAGACGUCCUCCAGCAGCUUAACAACGGGCCGGUCCAGACUAAGCUGAGCCAGUUCUAACGGUACCAAAGAGGAACGUCUUUAGUGGAACCAGCUUCCACUAAAGAGGAGCUUGAUGACUGAAGGCUCCAGGAACAAAUCUCAGAGCUGCUGAUCGGUGGAUCAAUAAACAUCUCGUUCUCAUUUCGUGAGUCCCAUCAUUUGAAACCAGCACGAUGACGUCACAGUCGCUCACUUUCUGCCGCGCACACCUGGUUGAGUGCCUCACACUCACCUGAGUGCGCCCGAGGAGGAGAUGGACGUCCCCGCCUCCGGCUGCUCCGGGUUCCUCAUUGACGCGCUCCUCUCUCCUCCUGCGGAGCUCCGCACGGCGCCCGGCCGCUCGGCACCUCCUUCCCCGCAGAGAGAGCCUGAUCUCCGGCUGCACUGUGCCCGGCCCCUCGGUCACCCCCAGCAGCUGCAGCCCCGCAACCACUUCUUCAGCUCCUCUUUCCUCAUCCGGGACAUUCUUGCGGACCGCCGGUCCCCCCCGAGCCCGGGACCAGACCGCCGGGACCCGGGACCGUUCAAGCUCGAACCCGAGUCGUUCCAUUUCGGACCGGAAGAAGAUUUUCAGGAUAAAAGCGUGAGCGGCUCCGACAGUGAGACCAGAGCCGACCAUCAGAAGAAGCCCCGUAAAGCUCGGACGGCCUUCAGCGAGCAGCAGCUGACCAGGCUGGAGAAGAGCUUCCACAAGCAGAAGUACCUGAGUGUCCAGGACCGGAUGGAGCUGGCGUCCUCCCUGCAGCUCAGCGACACCCAGGUCAAGACCUGGUACCAGAACCGGAGCUCGGGUCCAGUCUACAUCCAGGACCUGGUCCGACCGUCUGUCCCUGAACGUUCUCCCCGCUCUGCAUCAAUCUGCUCCCUCACAAAAAGCCAAACAUCCCAGCUGUCCAGGCUCCUUAAUGGUGGAUUGAGCUCCCCAUCAGUAGCACCUGGACCCACCAGACCUGGACUAGGGAGCACCUGGUCCCAAAGACCUGGACUAGGGAGCACCUGGUCCCACAGACCUGGACCCACCAGACCUGGACCCACAGACCUGGACUAG